Molecule: messenger RNA, 1748 nt
Organism: Spirometra erinaceieuropaei
Lineage: Eukaryota; Metazoa; Platyhelminthes; Cestoda; Diphyllobothriidea; Diphyllobothriidae
Source: the annotation of a GenBank genome assembly
AUGUUCUCGCUUGCUUUUUACGCAAUUCUGAUGGCCGGGAUUCUCGACUUAGGCAUGUCAGCAUUACUUAACUCAAACUUAAUGCUACUAGUUCAAUCUUUCUGAACAAUCGCAUAACGAUCGUGCUUCUCCCUGUCAGUUUAAAGGAAAAUCAUUUGCUUGCGAACAUUUAACUCCCAUGUACUGUUUUUGGAGAAUGAGCUAAUUCUUUUUUCUAUUGUGAGGCAAUUGUUUGCUGCAUGUCUUCAUACGAUAAGCGCGAUGUCGAUGUUCAUAUUCGUCUUCCACUUUACCAAGCAAGCUGUUCUGAGUAUUUCGUAAACUUAGCAAAAUGGCAGGAAAGUGUUCGUGUUGACUGUCGACGGCAGACAGUGCACUCAUUUCGCCAUAAUAAAUGGAAGGACGCUUCUGCAAUUUGCAUCAAGACAUGAAUCGGCACUUAUUCAUAACAGUAUUAUAUUAUACGAUUAUCAAGCACGGUAGCCUAGCAUCAGAUACAGUACUGAUCGUCAACGAGCUCGAUUUUAAAAGCAAUACAUCUUAAAGGGCAUGCAGCUUUUCCUGGAUUAAACUAAAUCAACAUUAUAACCAUGUAACUCAUCUGAAAAAAAACGCAAAGAACAACUCCAAACUCAAGGCAGUUAAUCAAGCUUUUAACUGGGAUCCCGCAUUUAUUCUGAAAAUGCUUGCGGUCAUAUUAAUGCUGAGGUAACAGGAGUACUUUGGGCUGCACGAAUGCAAUUUUAAAGUCGGAAUUUCGUGGUCUUCUAAGGAAAUACUUAAUGGCUGUGCUCAGACAUCGAUACAUUUUAUUUUCGCGCUAAAUUUUUGUAUAAAAUAAUUGUGAAGUGCGAAUAAGCAUAUUUUUGGGGAAGCAAAAAUUACCUUGCCUGUUUUCCACUGACAAAUUAGUAUUGAUACUGCUGUUUUGAGUAGUCGCGGUAAUCUAUUACGUCUCACAUUUUGCCCUGCAGGUGUGAUCAGUAAGCCCAACACAAUCAGUGUAUGCAAACAGCGCCAUGCGGGAUGCGUGUCGUUUUCUGAUAAGCAGGACAACUUCAAGUCAUACCGUCGGUGCCUGACUGACUGCAGAUUUAGAAGCGGUAGGUUUAUUUUUCGCCACCAUCUUAAACAUUUUAAUACAACAACUGCCAACGUAACUUUAUUUUUCCUAGUAAUUGAAGCGCGGCCGACAGUGGCAUAUGAAUGUACUAAUCGCACACAUAAUUGCAACCCCUUGACAUAUAACGACGCCUCCGCGGGAGGGGAUGACUUCCUUGAUUGGGUAAAAUGUCUUCAGAUUUGCGACCUGCUAUCUACCGGUAAGUCAUUAGUCAAAUUGACUUGAUCAUUGGCAUGUUCUUCGAAUUUGUUAGAAACGUGUGCAUUGAAUGCAUAUCACACACCCACAUUGUAGUAACAUUUACUGUGCGCCCUUUUUUACUCCUAAGACAGUUGUUUAACGUCAAAAAGAGAUGCUUGCAGAUUUUUACGCACUUUCGAUAAUAAGCGCGAGUGAAACUGGGUUUUCAGCAUAAGGAGUUAAUCGAUGUCACUCCUGAUUGUAUUGUCAACUUCGAUUUAUAGACAAGGGAGAAAUCGUUGCCAAAUUUGAGCUCUGCGAUCACACCAAGUCCAACUGCUUCAGUUUCAGCAAUAGCAAUAACAAUCUCCAGGCUUUCGUGAGGUGCUACGAGAACUGCCAAGUAUACCAGGAAGGCAAGUAUAACGUUCGCUUUUGGGGAUGA